AUGCCUUCGAAACCACAACUACUACAGCGACAACUACUACUGCAAGUACAAGCACUAGCACAAGUACAACAAGUACAACUAGUACUACUAGUAUCACGAGUACUACCAGCACUACAAGCACAAGUAGUACUACGAGUACUACCAGUACAACAACUAGUACCAGCACUACAAGCACGAGUAGUACUACGAGUACUACCAGUACAACAACUACAACAAGUAAGUAAAGUCCAGCAAGUUACGUUAGUACAUCAUAGACUGAAACUCUCACUCUCAAGACUUGCCAGGUUCACAUAAAAUGACUGCUUGAGUUUAGUAUCCUAAUGAGACCUGUCUCACGAAAGGUUCCCGGUAGCUUACUUUUAUAGAAAAUUUUUCUUCUGCUUACAACAAAAGAAUACCUACACUGAUAUUACUUAUGUAUGUAGUACUUGAGCGUGGUGUGAGUUGUUGUCGAAAUAAAUCUUCUCUCCAAUCAAAGUAACCGUGCCCCACUCACAUCCACAGCUCUCUGUGAUAUUCUCAGACAGAAAUUUACGCAAAAACAGAUAGCAAGACUUUUGCAUCACCCGACAUUACCCUUCUCAUACUAUCUAGAUCACCACUUGAAUCUACUGAUCACAACUUCUUCAUGUGAAAGAAAAGUUGAAAGAAACGUAUUCACUAAAACCUUUCUAGCCAGUGAUAAAUCAUUUAUCAACAAUUUUCGCAAAUAUUUGCUUUUUUCUGACGAUACUUCUGCAGAUUGAAUGUGUUAUGAUCUUCAUUCAAGGGGGUAAGUGCUAGCAACCAGCAACCUGGCACCUUGGCACCUGUUCAGCACUUUUCGGCGCUGGGUGCCAGCACUUACCCCCUUGAUUUUUCCCUUCUGAGAGAAAGCACACGUUUAUUGAAGAAAAUAAAAUCAUGAAAAACUCGUAAAAUGUACACUCUAAAAAGAAUAAUUUCCAUACUGAACUUUAAAAAGUUGAGCCAAUAGUACCAAACCUAACGAGUUUCUUCCUGUGUGCCCACGAGAAGAACCUCUGUUGUUAGAGUGUAGUAAUUGAACCGUUUACAAAAGAGAUUAAAAAUAUGAUCAUCUAAAU
Rotaria socialis is the source of this 1085-nucleotide messenger RNA. The record is from the annotation of a GenBank genome assembly. NCBI's taxonomy places the organism in Eukaryota, Metazoa, Rotifera, Eurotatoria, Philodinida, Philodinidae.